GGCGGGCGCGGCGGCUCUCGCUGUCUGUCGGUCGCUCGGUGUCUGUCGGUCGCUCGGUGUGGGUCGGCGGCGGGGCAGGAUGACGGCGAACGGGACGGCGGAGCCGGUGCAGAUCCAGUUCGGGCUGAUCAACUGCAGCAACCGGUACCUGACGGCGGAGGCGUUCGGCUUCAAGGUGAACGCCUCGGCCGCCAGCAUGAAGAAGAAGCAGAUCUGGACGCUGGAGCAGGACGGGGAGGACUCCAGCGCCGUGCUGCUCAAGAGCCACCUGGGCCGGUACCUGGCGGCCGACAAGGACGGGCGGGUGAGCUGCGACAGCGAGGAGCCGGGCCCCGACUGCCGGUUCCUGGUGCUGGCCCACGGCGACGGGCGGUGGUCGCUGCAGUCCGAGCCCCACCGCCGCUUCUUCGGCGGCACCGAGGACCGCCUGUCCUGCUUCGCCCCCGCCGUCUCGGCCGCGGAGAAGUGGAGCGUCCACCUGGCCAUGCACCCCCAGGCCAACCUCUACAGCCUGGCCCGCAAGCGCUACGCGCACCUGGGGCCCCGGCGCGACGAGCUGGCCGUGGACCGCGACGUGCCCUGGGGCGUGGAUGCGCUCAUCACCCUGCUGUUCGUGGAGCAGCGCUACAGCCUGCAGAGCUGCGACCACCGCCUGCUCCGCAGCGACGGCCGCCUGGUGCCCGCCGCCGAGCCCGGCACCGCCUUCACGCUGGAAUUCCGCUGCGGAAAGGUGGCCUUUCGGGACGGGGAGGGCCGCUACCUGGCCCCCUCGGGGCCCAGCGGCACCCUCAAGGCGGGCAAGAGCGCCAAGGUGGGCAAGGACGAGCUCUUCGCCCUGGAGCAGAGCUGCCCGCAGGUCGUGCUGAGAGCCGGCAACGACAGGAAUGUCUCCACCCGGCAAGGGAUGGACCUUUCAGCCAACCAGGACGAGGAGGGUGACCAGGAGACCUACCAGCUGGAGAUCAACAAGGACACCAAGAAAUGCGCCUUCCGCACCUACACCGGGAAGUACUGGACCCUCACCUCCAACGGGGGCAUCCAGUCCACAGCCUCCACAAAGAACGCGAGCUGCUACUUCGACAUCGAGUGGUGCGACAAACGCAUCACCCUGAAAGCUGCCAACGGCAAGUACGUGACAGCAAAGAAGAACGGGCAGCUGGCAGCCUCCAUGGAGACAGCAGGCGAGACGGAGCACUUUGUGAUGAAGCUGAUCAACAGGCCCAUCAUCGUGCUGCGCGGCGAGCACGGCUUCAUCGGCUGCCGCAAGGUCACCGGCACCCUGGACUCCAACCGCUCCUCCUACGACGUCUUCCAGCUGGAGUUCAACGACGGCGCCUACAACAUCAAGGAUACCACUGGGAAGUACUGGAUGGUGGGGAGCGAGUCGUCCGUCACCAGCAGCAGCGACACCCCCGUGGACUUCUUUUUUGAGUUCUGCGACUAUAACAAAGUGGCCAUCAAAAUCAAUGGCAAAUACCUGAAGGGCGACCACGCCGGGGUGCUCAAGGCAUCGGCCGACACCAUCGACGCCUCCACCCUCUGGGAAUAUUAAUGCACUUUAGGGUACCUCCCGUUGCCAACUUCUCUUUCCCUUCCUGUCCUCUUUUCCUUUGGGUUCUGUUUCUCCUCUCUGUAACAGGAUUUUCAGACUGGCUUGCCCUUCCCUCCUGCCAUAGAGUUGGUGAGUUAUGUGGGAGGUGGGUCUCCGUAAAUCCCUGUAAGAACUGGAAAAGUGGUGGGGCUGCCUGCCUAUAGCUUUGUAGAGGGGUCUGUCUCUAUCCCCCCAUCCUUGCCUCCCUCCAGGUUUGCUGGGCUUGGAAAUGGCCGUAUCCCCCUCCUGGCCCUGAGCAUCACCUUAGGUAGUUGAUUUUCCUCUCCUCAAUUAAAGAAAGGGAAUAAGAUCACCUCUGUGCUCGCUUCUGCCAUAUCAGCACUGGCAC
Passer domesticus (house sparrow) is the source of this 1940-nucleotide messenger RNA. It is a transcript of the gene FSCN1, whose product is annotated as fascin actin-bundling protein 1. Gene Ontology annotation, cellular component: cytoplasm; cell projection membrane; lamellipodium. Gene Ontology annotation, biological process: cell migration; actin filament bundle assembly; establishment or maintenance of cell polarity. The record is from RefSeq and is a predicted model, not a curated record. Bases 80 to 1552 code for a protein of 490 amino acids. The transcript is spliced from 5 exons. Gene Ontology annotation, molecular function: actin filament binding; protein-macromolecule adaptor activity. NCBI's taxonomy places the organism in Eukaryota, Metazoa, Chordata, Aves, Passeriformes, Passeridae.